Messenger RNA from Lolium rigidum, 703 nucleotides. RefSeq names its product 60S ribosomal protein L23-like. Gene Ontology annotation, biological process: translation. Gene Ontology annotation, molecular function: structural constituent of ribosome; large ribosomal subunit rRNA binding. Gene Ontology annotation, cellular component: cytosolic large ribosomal subunit; ribosome. Lineage: Eukaryota; Viridiplantae; Streptophyta; Magnoliopsida; Poales; Poaceae. Bases 64 to 486 code for a protein of 140 amino acids. The transcript has 3 exons. The record is from RefSeq and is a predicted model, not a curated record.
CUCCCUCCUAUAAGUACCGAGCCAGGCGAAACCCUAGCACUCUGUCCACCACCAGCCGCCGCCAUGUCGAAGCGAGGGAGGGGAGGUUCCGCGGGGAACAAGUUCCGGAUGUCGCUGGGUCUGCCGGUGGCGGCGACGGUGAACUGCGCCGACAACACCGGCGCCAAGAACCUCUACAUCAUCUCCGUCAAGGGCAUCAAGGGUCGCCUCAACCGUCUCCCGUCCGCCUGCGUCGGCGACAUGGUCAUGGCCACCGUCAAGAAGGGGAAGCCCGAUCUGCGUAAGAAGGUGAUGCCUGCCGUCAUCAUCCGCCAGCGCAAGCCAUGGCGCCGGAAGGACGGCGUCUUCAUGUACUUUGAAGAUAAUGCUGGAGUGAUCGUCAAUCCCAAGGGUGAGAUGAAAGGAUCUGCUAUCACCGGACCAGUCGGGAAGGAGUGUGCUGACCUUUGGCCCAGGAUCGCCAGCAACGCAAACGCCAUCGUCUGAAAGCUUUGCUGGAAGUUGUUAAGACUGCUAUAUGUUGUCAGUGUCAGUUGCAACUGUGUUGCCAUGGAUAUUGUGGAGCUCUGUGUUUCUCCAUGUUGAUUUGGCAUCUCAGUUUUUACUCCUUGUUGCUAGUGGAAUUGUGACUUCGUGUCUGUUUCUGCAACUCAGAUUUGUAGUGAACCCAAAAUUUUCUAUCUAUUACUGUUUGUGGUGUCAA